Messenger RNA from Glycine soja, 997 nucleotides. Its product is annotated as protein MADS AFFECTING FLOWERING 5-like. The transcript has 6 exons. NCBI's taxonomy places the organism in Eukaryota, Viridiplantae, Streptophyta, Magnoliopsida, Fabales, Fabaceae. The record is from RefSeq and is a predicted model, not a curated record. Gene Ontology annotation, cellular component: nucleus. Gene Ontology annotation, molecular function: RNA polymerase II cis-regulatory region sequence-specific DNA binding; DNA-binding transcription factor activity, RNA polymerase II-specific; protein dimerization activity. Gene Ontology annotation, biological process: positive regulation of transcription by RNA polymerase II. Bases 129 to 689 code for a protein of 186 amino acids.
UCUCGCUGCUAAGUGCUGUAACAGAACAGAGAGAGAGAGAGAGAGAGAUAAUAGUAGAAGGUCGGAGAUAGUAAAGAGAGAAAUCCGAAUAGAAAAAGAAGCUAGCUAGGGUUUCGGCGCGAAGAAGAAUGGGGAAGAAGAAGGUGGAGAUAAAGCGAAUCGAGAACAAAAGCACUCGGCAGAUAACAUUCUCCAAGAGGCGCAAUGGAUUGAUGAAGAAAGCUCGCGAGCUAUCCAUUCUCUGCGAUGCGAAGGUGGCGCUGCUCAUCUUCUCCAGCACCGGAAAGCUCUACGAGCUCUGCAACGGUGACAGUUUGGCCGAGGUCGUGCAGCAAUAUUGGGAUCAUUUAGGAGCGAGCGGUACUGACACAAAGUCGCAGGAACUAUGCUUUGAAAUUGCAGAUAUCUGGUCUGGUUCAGCGUUUUCUCAAAUGAUCAAAAGGCACUUCGGUGUUUCUGAACUUGAGCAUCUGAGUGUGUCUGACCUUAUGGAACUAGAGAAACUGACUCAUGCUGCUCUUUCGCGAAUCAGAUCAGCAAAGAUGCGAUUGAUGAUGGAAUCUGUAGUGAAUCUUAAGAAAAAGAUUGAGGCACUAGAAAAAACUAAUGACGUCAAUAACGUGGUGACACGGUCUAUUGACUGUGAUCAAACAGAUGGGGUGACGCAUAAUCUGUUCCCAGGUCUCUAAUGGAGCUGAAAGCCACUACUCUGGGUCUAACUUGCACACUCAACCCUUGAAUUUCCAAGUGUGUGUUUAAUACAUGCAUAGGGAACCAUGCCAUGGUCUAGCUACUUGCCUUUUAUUAUUUCUAUUUUGGUUGAAACAUGGAGCAUCUUGAAGAUAAUGUAGCCUGGGGAACUUUGCUUCAGCUACUACUUUGUGCCUAAUUAAUUUAUAAUAAGUGACAUUAGAUGCCAUAUGGUAUUAUAAGUCUCAUAAUGCUAAAAUUUGGGAACGGUUCACGGUGAAAGUAAUGGAAACAAUCAUGUGGAGGA